Mangifera indica (mango) is the source of this 893-nucleotide messenger RNA. RefSeq names its product protein PYRICULARIA ORYZAE RESISTANCE 21-like. Lineage: Eukaryota; Viridiplantae; Streptophyta; Magnoliopsida; Sapindales; Anacardiaceae. Bases 145 to 702 code for a protein of 185 amino acids. Gene Ontology annotation, molecular function: metal ion binding. The transcript has 3 exons. The record is from RefSeq and is a predicted model, not a curated record.
UCUCAACACACGUGUCAAGAGUAUAGUGUAUAUUGAUGUACGGAAAUCAAACUCUUACGUCUUCUUAAGAUAAAGAUAAGUUCAUGUUGUGCCAUUAAUUUCUGAGAGUGAGGUUCAGUCUCAGAUCUGAGCAGCUGGCCUGCAAUGGGGGAGAAGAAAGUUACGACAAUGGUGCUGACGGUUAAUCUUCAGUGUGAGAAGUGCUACAGGAAAGUGAAGAAAGUGCUGUGUAGUUUCCCUCAAAUACAAGACCAGGUGUAUGACGAGAAGCAGAAGACAGUGACGAUCAAAGUGGUGUGUUGCAGUCCUGAGAAGAUCAAGCAAAAGAUAUGCUGCAAAGGUGGUGAAUCCAUCGAGAAUAUUAAAAUUGUACCUCCAGCCAAGCCCAAGCCAAAAGUUGUCAUUAAAGACCCACCGAAGCCACAACCAGCCAAGGCGACUGAAGCAGCGCCACCAACCCCCAAGGCUCUUGUUGUAGCACCAAUCCCCCAGGCUCCCGUACCGGCACCGGGUCACCCGUUUGGCAUGUACUGCAAUGAGUAUCAUGGGGGGCCAUUUCAACGGCUGGGUUAUGAAAGACUUGUGAGUUAUGAUGGUUAUUGUGGACGGCCAGUUUAUGACAGUUGGGGCGGCAGUGGUGGUGGCUGGAGUCGUGGGGAUUACUUCUCUGAAGAAAAUCCUUCAACCUGCUCAAUUAUGUAAUUGAAUUAAUGGUAAUUGAUGCAUUAAUUGUUAUCAGUAUCAAGUGUGUUUGCCUCUUGAGUUUAUUAAAUGUCAAGUUUUUGAUUUUGCAUUGUAUUAUGAAAUUAAAAUUCAGAAAAGCUAGUACAAAAAACUGCUACUGGAUGUUGAACAAGAAUGAAUGAUGGAACAAGAGUGCAUUAUUAAUGGAA